Alternaria metachromatica is the source of this 879-nucleotide messenger RNA. RefSeq lists its product as uncharacterized. Bases 1 to 879 code for a protein of 292 amino acids. Lineage: Eukaryota; Fungi; Ascomycota; Dothideomycetes; Pleosporales; Pleosporaceae. The record is from RefSeq and is a predicted model, not a curated record. The transcript has 2 exons.
AUGGCACGACUGUCAUCCGAAUACAUCUACAACUCAACAUGCGACUACUUCCUCACUGAGGUACGAGGCAAGCGCGCCGAGCAGACAGCGGCUCAAACCUUCAUAUUCGCCAGCAGAUGGAUGACCUGGGAUUUCUUCAAGUCGUGGAUACUGCGACGAUUUGAACCCGCAGGAUGUCUCUGUGGCCUGACGAAAGAUGAAGGCUGCUUCGAUGCGCAGUGGCCGCCCGACUUUCAAGAUGCCACACAGAUGGUCUUCUCUAGAAGUCAUUUUCCUCGGCUCGCUUUUGUGAAGGGACGCCUACCGAAGAAAAUAUUCACGGGCUCGUGGACCCAAGACAAAGUCGAGUUCUUACGGUUCUUACUCUGGAUUACAGCGAUGACUGUCGACUGGACGAACCCUGAAGUUGCGCAUGCGGCUGUCGCUGCAAGAAAAAAUACCAUGCUGGAACGCAAUCUUGAGGCAGUAGAGCUGUUCAACCACAAUCGACGCCUAGGCCGACCUGCCGACCUGGACACAGUGCGAUUCGCUGUUAUCGAAGCUGGCUGCGACCGAUCCAUCGUCUAUGACACGCUAAUGGCUGCAAACAUUCGGCACGGACCUGGACGCCUACGAUACUCCUCAGAACUCUACAAAUGGUGUCUCUUCCAACAAGCAGAAGGGAACCAGAAAGGUCUGUGGCUGCGGAUGAAGCUUGAGGAAUCGUGCAUCAUGAGAAGCGAAGGGGAGGCAAAAGAGGCACCCAACGCAGGUGUCCUGCAGUUGAACGCUAGCAACCAAGAUUACGAUGGUGGACCAGAAGAUACACUUACAGUGAACGAUCUUCGUUGGAAUAAGGUACGUUGCUAUUUCCCUAUAAGACUCUGCUACUUCCAAUAA